Molecule: messenger RNA, 924 nt
Organism: Neogale vison (American mink)
Lineage: Eukaryota; Metazoa; Chordata; Mammalia; Carnivora; Mustelidae
Gene: URAD
Product: ureidoimidazoline (2-oxo-4-hydroxy-4-carboxy-5-) decarboxylase
Exons: 2
Coding region: 400-924 (174 amino acids)
Biological process (GO): allantoin metabolic process
Molecular function (GO): carboxy-lyase activity
Source: RefSeq, a predicted model, not a curated record
UUAGGCAGGUGGAUUUGUGACCUGUCUUUGAGUUAUCAGACAAAACUUCCUGGGAUACCCUUGACAUUAAAAUGUUAAUGACACCAAAAGGGUCUCUGGCUUGAAGGCCCACAGUGAAAUAGGGUCCCUCCCAGCUUAGUGGGAACAAUUUUGUGAGAAACAUUUCCCAUAUAGAGAUCUCCACUCCCCGAGUUUGGAACCUUAACCUCAGGUUGCUCAUUACACAAGGAUUGUGGAUCUACUCCUGCCAGAGGCAUUCAAAACAUGCCACGCUGGUGUUGCAUAAAAAAAAAAAAAAAAAAAAAAAGAUCUUGCGCAUUCAGCAAAUAUAAGCUGGCGAGCAGAGCCAGGGUCACCCGCUUUUGAGAGGGGAGCUGCCGUUCUGCGGCCUCGGGUUGAAUGCAAGCAAUGGACAUUGAGAAGGUCAACUCCAUGGACUUUGGGGAAUUUGUGGAUGUGUUUGGGAAUGUCAUUGAGAGGUGUCCUCUGAUUGCCGCUGCUGUUUGGUCCCAGCGCCCGUUCUCCAACUUGGAAGAUUUAGAGAAGCACUUCUUUGCCUUCAUUGACGCCCUUCCGCAGUCAGGCCAAGAGGGCAUCCUGCGCUGCCACCCGGACCUGGCGGGCCGCGAGCUGCAGCGGGGAACGCUCACCGCGGAGUCGCAGCGGGAGCAGAGAGGCGCGGGCCUGACGAGCCUGAACGCCGACGAGCGGCUCCAGCUGGCGGAGCUCAACGCGCAGUACCGCGCGCGCUUUGGCUUCCCCUUCGUGCUCGCCGCGCGCCUGAGCGACAGGGCGGCCGUGCCGCGGGAGCUGGCGCGCAGGCUGCACUGCCCGCCGGCGCAGGAGCUGCGCACCGCCCUGGGCGAGGUGAAGAAGAUCGGCCACCUGCGUCUCGCCGACCUCCUGGGCGCGGAGCAAACCUGA